AUGGAGGAGUCGGGGGAGUCCAGACCCAGCAUGCCCUGCAACAACUCGUCGGUGAGCUGUGGGGCGCUGGGAAAGCAGGGGAGACGGAGCUGCCUUCCUCCUGGAGUGCCAUCAGAGGCGGUGGGCCCGGCAGGAGAGGCUCUGAGGGCCACACUGAGGGCUCGGAGGACGCGGAGGCGCCGACAGGCCUGGUGCCGUCAUGCUGCACAUGCAGCCUGCAUGGCCCCACUGGACAUCCGGCCCCAGCGAGCCUGGCUCUGCAGGUGUUUUGGGGCCUGGCAGCAAUUUGUGCAAAGAGGAGCCCUGCACCGGGACCACCUGGCUGACCACUGGGCAGGGACCCUGAAGAUAUGCCUGCAACAGUGGGUGCGGACGAAGCAGCUCCGGCCCUCAAAUGGGGCAAAGGAGACCCAGCUGUCCCUCCCCUGGCAGAAGGAAGGGAAUGUGGCCACCUGCAGCUCAGUUCCUGGAGGGCCACAGCCCAGGCCCAGCUGCUGCCAGGGGAACAAGGCCUCCGGGCACUGCUGCUCUGGAGGACACCGAUGCACCCGUGGGCUGAGUAGGUGGCCGUGAGCAUGUGACCUGGGGUUAGGCCUGUAGGCGUGGGAGCACAGGGUGCACUGGGAGGGGUGUCCUGUAGGCGUGGGGGCACAGGGUGCACGGGAGGGGUGUCCCAUAGGCAGUGGGUCAUGCCCUGCUCCUCCGUGUGGCCCCAGCAGGUAUGGGGCCAGGGGAUGGUGCAGGGGCACUGCGACAGUGAUUGAGCAGAGAGCCGUGGGAGCCGUGGGCGGCCGGGGCCCAGACACAGAGCUCUACCCAAAUGGCUGGAACCAUCAGGAGGCUGGUUUCAUGCUCAUCUCCCUCCCGGGAAUCUGGAACCACCGCUUGCCCAUCUCCUCCCUGGGUGGGAGCCUCCUGGUGGCAGGAACCAUGUCUCCCAGCCCCUUGCAGGUAGGUGCCUGGAAUGGCACAGGCUUGGGGUAGAUACUAUAAAUGAAGAAGUGAAGGAGUCACUUAUCCCUCUGUCCCCAUCUGCCUCACUAUACAGCUAGAGAAACUGAGGCUCAGAGGGACUGAGCAGCUUGCUCUAAAUCACACUCUGAAUCAGGAGCAAGAAGAUCCCCGUAAUGAGAGCUUCCUGGUGUUUCUUUCACACAAGCCUCAUCGCUGGGAUUCAGAGCCAGGCCCAAGGCUGUGGGCGAGGGGAGGGGCCGGUGAGGGAUGUCAAGAGGCAUAGGCAGGGUUAAGAAUUCUGUCCUUGAAAGCCACAUACUUGCAUCCAUCAUCCCACACCCACCUGGUCCACUUGGACCCUCAGUCUCUUUAAUCGCACCCCUGGAACUCCAGGGAAAGUCAGUUCACCAGGAUCCUUCAGAACGCAGCCGUCGCACUCCCGGUUCAUCCUCUGGCCUUUGGGCAUCGGAACACAGUUGAUUCUUCGUUGCAGCAAGCCCGGGCUGCCCUAGGGACGGAAAGGACUGUUUGGAUCCCAGGUCUUCUACUGUUUGGAGUUCUGCCAGAUAUCAGCCUAUAAUUAUAACUGAGCAGAAGCAGAAGAA
This is a messenger RNA of Manis javanica (Malayan pangolin), 1559 nucleotides long. Lineage: Eukaryota; Metazoa; Chordata; Mammalia; Pholidota; Manidae. The record is from RefSeq and is a predicted model, not a curated record.